AUGUCAACUUUACAGCGUCGUCGUCGUCCUCAAGAUGGUUCCAAUAAGGGUAUGGUAGACGUAGACUCAGAUAACAAUGACUCCAGCAGGAUACUCGGCUCAAAUAACAGCAAUAACAACGUCAGCAAUUCCAACACCUUUGGCAGUAGCAAGAUCGCGUACGACCCUGAAGAGGCAAAACUAUUAAAUAACAACAAUAUUAAUAAUAAUAACUCCGGCAGUAAUAGCCGCGGUGGUAAUAAUGCAGUCACACCCACGUUGACUCUAAUGGAGGAAGUCCUUUUGAUGGGAUUAAGGGAUAAAGAGGGAUAUUUGUCCUUUUGGAAUGAUAAUAUCUCGUACGCUUUAAGAGGUUGCAUUCUUAUUGAAUUGGCUUUGAGAGGUAAGAUUAGAAUUCUCGACGAUUCAGCAAGGAAAAGAUUCGAUUUAUCAGAACGGUUAAUCGAGGUGAAAGACGGGUCUAAAACUGGGGAAGUGUUAUUAGAUGAAACUUUACAAUUGAUGAAGAAUGAUGAACCAUUGACAAUCGCUAAUUGGAUUGAUUUGUUGAGUGGUGAAACUUGGAAUAUUAUGAAGAUUAAUUAUCAAUUGAAACAAGUGAGAGAAAGGUUAGCAAAGGGAUUGGUGGAUAAGGGUGUACUAAGGACUGAAAUGAAAAAUUUCUUCUUAUUUGAUAUGGCUACUCAUCCGGUUACUGAUUCAAGUUGUAAAGAAGCAAUUAAACGUAGAGUCCUAUCUGUGUUAGUAUCAAGAAAUAUGGAAUUUAACUAUAAUGAAUAUUUCCCACAAAAUACUUUCUUUAAGAUUAUUAGAACCAUUGCUUUGAUUUGUGGAGCUUAUGGGGCAAAUGUCUUGGAGAACGUAUUAAGUUCAUUGGAUUAUGAAAAAAGUGAUAAUGCUAUAGCAAGAGCUGAUGAAUUGAUUGCACAAUUUUCAAAGUUCCCAUUCGAUUUGGAAAAAACAACAAAUACAAACGUUUCGGUAAAUUUGAAUAGAUUGGUACAACAAGAGUUAGAUGAAAACCCAGGUUAUGACUUACAAUUAGAAGUUAUCGCUGGUGUAAUUGAAGUCUUCUCAAGAAUGGAUACCUUGCUAUAG
This is a messenger RNA of Naumovozyma dairenensis CBS 421, 1098 nucleotides long. RefSeq names its product Vps74p (gene VPS74). Gene Ontology annotation, biological process: Golgi vesicle budding; Golgi to plasma membrane protein transport; retrograde vesicle-mediated transport, Golgi to endoplasmic reticulum. Gene Ontology annotation, molecular function: phosphatidylinositol-4-phosphate binding. The record is from RefSeq and is a predicted model, not a curated record. The transcript has a single exon. Bases 1 to 1098 code for a protein of 365 amino acids. Lineage: Eukaryota; Fungi; Ascomycota; Saccharomycetes; Saccharomycetales; Saccharomycetaceae. Gene Ontology annotation, cellular component: cytosol; Golgi cisterna; trans-Golgi network.